Molecule: messenger RNA, 2340 nt
Organism: Cavenderia fasciculata
Lineage: Eukaryota; Evosea; Eumycetozoa; Acytosteliales; Cavenderiaceae
Exons: 4
Coding region: 1-2340 (779 amino acids)
Source: RefSeq, a predicted model, not a curated record
AUGUCAAGUAGUAACAGUUUUAACGAAUCAAUCGGUGAUAGAGUACCAUUGCCAGAGAGUUUAGUACAAUGGAUUACGACAAACAACGUUAAAGUGACUCAUCCAUUCUAUCUUCGUGACACCAAUCAACAACAACAACAACAACAAUCAUCAUUCAGUGAUCAUCAAAGCAACUAUACUCCUUCGCACGACCAGUAUUCUAAUACAUACAACUAUUACCAAGAUCAACAACAACAGUACUACAACAAUCAACAACAACAACAACAACAACAACUAUAUGAAAACUAUGAUGAUUAUGAUUAUUAUCAACAAGAAGAAGAAGAAGAACAACAACAACAGUAUUAUUAUAAUAAUGACGAGGAUUAUUAUUACUAUAACCAAGAAGAUGAAGAAUAUUACUAUGAAGAUGAAUACUAUGAUGAAGAAGAGGAGGAAGAAGAAGAAGAACAACCAACAUAUGUAUUAUCAGAUGAACUGAUAGCUAUGUUUGCUAAAACUGAAUUAAAGAGAAGAGCUAAACAAAAGCAAGAGGAAGCAGAGUAUUUAGCAGAUUCAAAUUUGAUAAAGGAAGCAGUGUCUAAUGGUGACGCGGAUAUUAUACGUACUCUGGUCACUCAAACGUAUCCGUCAAAGUUGUCAACUACUCAUGCCUACCACUGGGCAGUCUUGUAUAACAAAUACCACGUACUCGCGUUGCUCAAACAGCUCGAUGUGCCGUUUGCCUUGAACCCCUUGUCAACACACUACCCAGGGUAUGACUUUGUCGAUGCUUGUACCGGAUAUUUGGGUGAUUCAAGGUACUUUAGAUGGGCACUCGAGCACCAACCUCAACUCGUACAAGACAACCUACAGUACAUCCCACCAACCCAAUUCUAUCUAAUGGGUGAUGUCGAGUUGAUCAACCGGUAUGUUCUCAACCCCUACACACAUUGUAUGCCACCUCAUUUGGCCAGUUCAGGCACCGACCAAGAUUUCAUUGGAGGACUCGAUUUUGGGGCCAACCAUUCAGGUGAUCUUUCCCUUGCCACUCUUCAAUCGGAUGUAUUCAAUCAAGUGCUUUCCCAACGAGGUGAUCCAAUCAAGAGAAUAGAUCUAGUGCAGACUAUAAUUGAAAGGACAGAACCUGAAUGGCUCAAGCGUCACUACAACAACUCGUUUGCAAUGUUUUUAGAGGAACAACAGCAAGAGUUUGAUGUAUUUCUACCGGCCAUUGAUAUUGGUGUCAAUCAAGUAGACGACGAAAAACAUAUGAAUGCCAUCACUCAUGCCAUGGAACUGAUCAAAGCCAAUAGAAUCAUUCUAAAGACACUCGAAUUUGAAAAGGUCACAGAAAACAUUAAAUCACUCAAUACCCGCUUUUAUUGGUUGGUGCUAGAGACAUUUAUGAUAGAGAUGAAAUACUUGAAAUAUUAUACAGGAAUCAAGACAUUUAUUGAAAAGCAUCACAAGUACUCAAAUUGGAAAAGUAAAUUCUAUGAAAUUUGUUUCCAAUUCCUCAUCAAUCAAAAUGUAUCUUGGAAUAUCAUCUUGGAUAUUUUUGGAGACACUUUAUUUGAUAUUCCAAAUAAUGAUAUUUACACCAACAUUGAACUUGUCAUUAGAAAACAAACACAACCUCUUAUUCCAAUAGAUGAUUUAAAUUCAAUUGAUUUUCUAUUAAAAUUAUUAAAAUUCAAAAAGAAUCAAAUAGAUAGUAAUAAUAAUAAUAGUAGUACUCAACUCUUAUCCUCUUCAUCUUCUUCCUCAAAGAUUGAACAAUUUAAAAUUUACAAUUAUAAUAGACAAACCAAUGAAUCACCGUCAUUGACAACUGAAAGUAUUUGGGAGGAAUUAUUACAAGAUCACAAUGAAAUUCAUUCAGUCAUUAUUGAUUGCCAUGUUGUAUUUCCUACAAGUCUUGUACCACUUGUCCCCCUUCAUCUAUUGGAUCGUGUAUAUAGUAGAGCCAUUAUAAAACAAGACGAUGCAUUAUUGGAACAAGUCAAACUUGUUUAUAACAAGUCAAACAUGAACUUGUACGGUUCAUUUUUAAAUGCCAAUCAUAUUCCACUUAAAAGUCGGCCCAAAUACCUCCUUGACAACUUUGGAAAGGGACUUGUUACAAACUAUCUAUGUUGCAAAUAUGUUGGUAGAAAGGGUUCGAUUGAACUAUUUGAUUUAUUCAAUCAAUACAAGGCCUAUGGUUCAAAAGAGCGUUGUCUUGGUUUUGCAUUAGGUUAUGCAAGACAUGAAUUGGUUCAACAUAUAUUGUUAAACAUGUUUUCAAACAGCGAUGCCAAAGUACCUUGGUCAACCGUUUCACCCUUUAUAAAUUAUUCAAACUUGACAAUACCUCUUUAA